CGUCACCGCCGCCCCGUGCGCGCCCGCUCGAACGCUGUGGCCGCCGACGUUCGACGGCGGAGUGGUGACGUUGCGCUCUCUUGGGCCGAAACAAGUCAGUCAGCGGCGCAACCGCCGCCUCUCUCGCGUCUCCGGCUUGGGGCGGCGGCGGGAGACCCGGAGGGCUUUCGGCUUCUCCUCGGAGGGUGAGCGAUGCGCUCGGCGUGACGCAAGUUUCUGCUCUUGUCGCGGCCCCCGCUCCAGCCAUGGCUUCGCCGAGCUGGCAAAAGGCUGUGGCCCAGCAGGCCGAGGAGGUGUCGGCCCGGCUUCGGGAUGCGCUGUCAGCCGGCGUGGGCCUGCUCCGUACCGAGCUGGGCCUGGAGCUGCCGCCGGGCCUGGAGCCGCAGCGCCUGCCCACCUGGCUGGUGCUCCUCUCCACGUCCGUCCUGGCGCUGCUGCUCCUGCUGGCGCUCCUGUGGGCCGCGGCCUGCGCCCGAGCGGGGGAUGCUCGCAGGAAGAACCGCCUCAGGAGAACCGCCGAGGACGACGACGAAGAGGACGAGGAGGAAGUGGCGGCGACGCGGGGCCUGACAGCAGCAGGGGGAGGAGGCCCUCCUCACAAGGGGACGAUGCUCCUGCUGAAGGGAGACGAGCAGAAGAAGAGGAAUAAAAAGAGGCCGCUGGAGAAAGCAGGCAGGCUUAAUGGUCAACCUGCUCAUGAAGUGUCUGAAGAGGACGUAAUACAGACCGUUCGAAGAGAAAACCUUAAACAGCAGUCAGAGGCAGAAAAGAAAGCUGAAAAGUCAAAGAAGAAUAAGAAGAAACCAAAGGGAGAUGCUAAAACAGUUCAGGACCAGUCACGUGCUGAUGGAAAGGAAGUUGAUGAAGGCGCUUGGGAAACAAAAAUCAGUAACAGAGAGAAACGGCAGCAGCGUAAACGUGACAAGGUACUGACCGAUGCUGGGCCAGAAUCAAAUCUACCAACUAUGGAAAAUUCAGUUACAAUCUCCACUGAACAGCUAACAUCUGCUACAUCCCUUUCAGUUGGUACCAGAAAAAGCAAAGGUGAUCCUGUUCUGAAUGCUCAAGUUAGUAAUUCUAAAUCUGGAAAAGGAGAAAUUACACUCCAGCAAGCUCCUUCAGGACUGAGUGAAGGCCCCACAGUAAAUGGAGGCAACUGGAACGAAAAGCCUGUAAAGCUUUCUCCUCAGAUUGGUGCAAGUGAGGAGAAGUGGAGUUCAGUAUCAUCUUCAGGUAGCAAAAGGAAGAAUGAGACAUCAGCCUGGGGAAAAGAUGCUGGAGAUCAUGGAAAUGGGAAGGACUGGGGAGUUUCCCUGGUGGGCAGAACCUGGGGUGAGCGCACUUUGUUCCCUGGUAUUGCCUGGUCUGGAGUGGAUGGAAGGAUUAAUCCUCCUGAACAGAGUUCUACUUCAUUCACUUCAUUGGGGCUAAAUCCUCCAGUUUCUGGAGCCAGCAGUGAAUCUGUUCCUCAACCUACUACUACAGACUUCCAAUGGGAUUUAAAUCGUAAUCAGGCGCAUAUUGAUGAUGAAUGGUCUGGGUUAAACGGCCUAUCUUCUGCUGACCCCAGUUCUGACUGGAAUGCCCCUGCAGAGGAAUGGGGAAACUGGAUAGAAGAAGAAAAGACUCAUUGCAUUCCACAGCUUGAGGAACCGCUAUCUGAGGCUCAAAAGGCUUCAGAUGAUGAGAAAGAAAAGGCAGAACCAACUCUGCAAAGUACUGCAAGUGGUAAAUCAAAGAAGAAGAAGAAGAAAAAGAAGAAGCAGGGAGAAGAGGCUAGCUCUCCUGUACAAGAUGCUGAUGACUUGGAAAGACAUGCUGGAGAAGAAUUUCCAGAAGAUACCUCAAAAGUUCAACAAGAGGAGAUAGCUUUCUCUUUAAAGACCAUCAGCACUAGUGAACAAGCUGAGCCUGAGGAGAUGCCCUCAUUUGCUGUUUCUACUGAGCCAUCUGUAACUGUAUCAGAGAGUGAAUCUGACAAGAUAACUUCCCAAGUGCCACAGAUGCUACCGGAGACAGAAGUUCCUAUUUCUAAUGUUAAACAAAACAGUGUGCCUCCACCACAGACCAAGUCUGAAGAGAGCUGGGAGUCUCCCAAACAAAUUAAAAAGAAGAAAAAGGCCAGAAGGGAAACGUGAAUUUUCUGAGAUGGACGUGUGUUGCAGAAACACUUGUCGUGAAGAUUAUGCUGUUUAUGCAAUAAUUUGUGAACCUGUACAGAAUUUUAUAUAAAUUUCAACAGAUUUUUUAAAAAACAAACUGCUUUGAACACAACCAUCUUUAAGAACAGGAACAGAAGGAAAAUAAGUUGGUGACAUAAUUUAACAGGAAAUAUGACAAUACUGGAAGACACAUUGAAGAGUCUAUUUCAACAUAUGGGGAAAGUAAUUAUAAAAACGACUUGUCUUUACAACAGUGCCCUGUUUACAACAGAUUAUCUCUAUUUUACGUCCAUUGGAGAAAAAGGAUUGGUCUUAAAAUUUCCUAAAUCAUCUGUAAAACUUAUGUCACUCUGAGUAGUGUCCAUUCUGAAUUUCUUAAUGCCUAAAUCAAAGAACUCUGGUUAAAUCUGCCAUAUCUUUCUAAUACUUAAUGGAAUGUGCUAAUUAUAAAGUUAAUUAUAAGUACAGAGAGCCUGGAGUCAUAAAUGCUUGCUCUUGAAUAGUCCCCUUGACUUAAAGGAAAUAUUUCAAAAUAAGUGGAAAAAUUAUGACUAGAACCAUUCAGUAAAGUCAUUUCUGUAGCAUAAGAAAUGUGGUUAAGAAUGCAAAACUUGCAGAAACUGUUAUGAAUUAAGAAACAAAAAAUUGGUCAAAACUUGAGCGUGGUUCAUGAAGUUGCUUCUGAUUAGUCUUCUACUUGAAUUACUCAAAUAAUAUAUUUUUAAGAAGGGGCUGUAUGCUCCAAAUGAGUCUUGUGUUUUAUUCCUUUUUAAGGUAAUAGGUUAGUUGUUGCCCUUAAAAUUUUAUUCACAUUAAUUUUGAAGUUGUAUUUCAUGUCUCUUCCAUGUCCCAUUUUUAUUUUUAUUAAUUGUAAUUUUACAGAAAACUUCCAUAAACUCUUCAGAGAUGUGGUAGAGAAUGAAAGAGGGAAAUAAUGGCUUCAGACAGCUUUAAUUGAUCUUGAGACCACCUGUAUCAGGAAGUGCUUUUUUACUGCCUUAACCUAUGUAGAAUCUGCAUCUAGAGUUCUUAAAUGGGAUUAGUGUGUUUUGUAUUUUUUAAAAAAUCAUGCAAAUAUAGCAAUUGUAAAACCAACUUUCCUCUUGGAAUUAUUGAUUAAAAUGGGAGUUGAGCUGCAUCAUUUCAGGCACUGUGUAAAUUACAUCACAUCAAGCAGGCAGAUAUCUAUCUAUGAAUAGUGCAUGCUCAGCCAUGUACACUGUAUAUAGCCUUUACAAAAUGUUUGUGUGUGUUUUAAAGGACCAUAAUUAACAUAACUUGGUGAGCAUCUAUUAAAGAAAAGCAAUGAUUAUUUGAUGUGAUUGGCUUAGGUUUUUCAUGUGGCAGAGAAAUUGUAACAGCUGUAACCGAUGGUACUUACUGACUCUCCCAUAAUGUUUCAUUGUCUAAAUCAGAAAAAUUGGUAAAAAAUUAACUUGCAAUGCAAGAACAAUUAAAGCAACAAACUGGAUUUAGUUGUAUUGAAGACAAGCCUUAUUAAUUGAUAGUGUUCCUAAUAAACGAAUACUAAUUUCCACAGGUAUUAACUCCUGUUACAGGAACAUGGCAGAUGUUUACAUGUUCAGAUGUUUUGUUUAAUUCAGUGACAUUUCUAAAUCAAUUUUGUUAAAAUAAAUUGAGCAAAUUGAUAAGAUUGUGUUAUUUAGUAGUAUAUAGUACGUAGACUAUCUUACUGAGUAGACACAAGUGUCCAUGAAAUUACCAAAUGUUGAAAUUUGAUUUUCAACAAUGAUUUUUAAAAGAAUGUUGAACAUGUGAAAUCAUGUAUCUUGUAAAUUCCAUUCUUCAUCAACAUCUACAGGGAGUGCAACCAAUUUCAUCCACUGACAGUAUUUUUUAAAAGUUGCAGCCACUCUCCACACAUGAUCAAAUGUCAGUUUAUGGGAAAGGUAGAGAAAUGGUAACAGCUAUUCAUGAAAUGUGGUGGGCAAUGCCUUUGCUUCUGUGAUUGGCCUAAGUAAGUGUGUCCAUAUAUUAUGUAGAGUCAUUAAACCAUGUUUGCUAAUUCACAAGAGUUCCCCACCAUCCCUCCUAUUUAAGGAGAAUUGUUGAAUGGGAAGGAUUUAUAUACAUAUCUGCUUGCAGGUCAAAUGCAAAGUGAGAGGCAUUUUAAUGUGUUUUGACAGUAAAGCUGCUUGUGUGAGCUUCUCACAAAUCAGUGUGACCCAGCUACUAAUGAUGGUGUAAUGGUACUCUCUAGUAUCACAACUUCAGUCACAAUCAGCCACUUGCAAUUCUAAACCUGCUGUUGAGCAAUUUCAUGGCAUCCUUGCAAAGAACCCUUGUGCUCAGUCAGCUGUGGACAGUUGCCCUACGAACUGGAGAUGCUUAAGAAUUAAUUGGGUUGUCUCUUUGGUGUUACUUUGAACACCAACUGCUGCUUUCAAACUCUGCCCCAAAGUACAGUAUUUGUGUUUUUGGAAAUCGGAUUGAAGUAAAUGUGGAGUGAACCUGUAAAAAUUGAAAGUUCUCAAUACCUGCUUUUUUCAGUUGUCAUUACUGGAACACUUACCUCUGCAGAGGACUGUAACCUAAAAUGUCAGUUUACAUCCACUCCAGUCCUAAAAAUGUUUUUCAACUGACAUGGGUUUCUAACAGCAGCCUUCGGCUUUACUGAAGGGUGAGGUCUCUAUGGAUUUCCUCCUACCUCCACCUUUGGAAUCCUAAAUUUUGGUAUUGUGCUCCAACUACAGCUGAAAUCAGUUAUCUAUGGGGAUUGUAAAUAUUUCCCAGUCUCUGCAGCUUCUGGAGCAAUGCAUUCUUGAAGUUCUUGAAAAGCACAAGACUUGAGUCCAUAAAACAUAAAUGUUCCUGCCUAAGUAGAGGAAUGUCAGCAAGGCAGCAAAAUUUAGCAACCAGAAAAUGUAAAGACAGGAAUUUUCUAUUUUGUGCAAUUGGCAAUGACAUUUUUCUCUCUCAAAACAAAGUUGUAUUAAUGUGGAAUGUACACUUUACUCAUAUUGACUAACUAUAGCCUUCAUGGCCAACUGCGUCCAGAUAACCUUUUAUGGGGCAAACACAAGCAAAGCAGCUAACAUAUUCUCAUUAGUAAAUGCAUGGAAUGUUUUUUCAAAGAUUAAUGUGGGUUUUGUAACUUUUGAAAUUAUUUGUAUGCACAACUUUACAAAAAAAAUGUGAUAUGUAAUUGGGUAGUCACUGCAUGCUUUACUCUUGACUUUUUGUUUGGUUUUCUUGGGGAAAGUGUAUAGAAUUCAUAACAUGUUUGUUACAAAGUUGGCUCAAGGUGGAUGAAAACUUUGUUUUUUUAAAAAAACAAAAAAAUUACAGUAGACAGACAUUAUUUAACUAUUUGCUAAAGAAUGUUAUACAUUAAAAUCAAUUUUCAAAACUG
Zootoca vivipara (common lizard) is the source of this 5535-nucleotide messenger RNA. It is a transcript of the gene MTDH, whose product is annotated as metadherin. Gene Ontology annotation, molecular function: transcription coregulator activity. Gene Ontology annotation, cellular component: nucleus. The record is from RefSeq and is a predicted model, not a curated record. NCBI's taxonomy places the organism in Eukaryota, Metazoa, Chordata, Lepidosauria, Squamata, Lacertidae. Gene Ontology annotation, biological process: regulation of transcription by RNA polymerase II; positive regulation of angiogenesis; negative regulation of apoptotic process.